Messenger RNA from Podarcis muralis (Common wall lizard), 4721 nucleotides. The record is from RefSeq and is a predicted model, not a curated record. NCBI's taxonomy places the organism in Eukaryota, Metazoa, Chordata, Lepidosauria, Squamata, Lacertidae.
CAGCAGGUUAAAUACCAAACAGCCAAAGGGGACUUAGCUUGGCAGCUCUAUUUAAAAUCAACAAAUCAAAAUUGACAGAAUGUGAGUACAUCAUUUGUAGCCUGGCAACAACUGUACACAAGUAGAAGGGAGGUCUGAAGAGACAAGAAUCUGAUUUCUAAUGUGCAUGUAUUUGCGAUGUGCUCCUGCUCCUACAAGAGCAGAUCUGUGAAAGCCAUUCUGAAAGGUUAGUACAAACUUUUCAGUCUUCAUAAAGAACAAGAAAAAAGAAAUACCCUGGAAUCCAAAGAAGCAGGGAUAUGAAAUUGGCUGAAGUUGGGAGUGGUUCACAUAAAAACAGAGAUUCUUGUACAAUAUUGCAAUGUAUAUUUUCCAACUUAAACUUAACAAAAGAUUGCAGAGAACAAAGAAGGUGACUGCCCACAGUGGCUUGUAGUAAUUUAAUGUAGAGACCUAAGUUCCUAAUGAUUAUAAUCACAACAUUUAAAAAAAUGAUUGUUGAAAACAUUUCCAUACAGUGGCAGGAAUUAACGUAGCAUAUUGUAUAAAUAUUACUGUAUUUUCUCAAGUUUAACACUCACCUUUUCUGGCCAAAUUACAUUGUGAAAAUUAAGGGUGUGCAUUAGAUUCGAUGGCACAUUUACACUGGCCAGCAAAUACAUUUUUUGGUUUCAAGGUUUUGAAAAUUGAGGUGCGCAUUAGAUUCGAUGGCACAUUAGACUCAAGUAAAUGUAUGUUCUGAAACAUGUAUGUUACUUUAAGAGAGGACAGCAAAAACAUUUUGGGGCACCUUAAAGAUUUACAGACUGGCUGUAUGAUUAAGAAGUAAGCCCCAUUAAGGCUAGUGGGGUUUCUUCUCAGGUAUAGAUUGCAGCCUCAUUGUGGCAUAAGUGUUAUGAGAGGAAGUGAGCACUAAAAGAGGAAAGAACAGGGUUAUAAACUAGGAUAAAUGCAUAAUUUUAAUCAAUAAAAUUAAUAUUUAAUGUCGUUAAAAAUUCCUAAUAACUCAUCAUGAGUAAGUUUUCUUUGAACCAUAGAUCCUUAAAUUAUUCCAGCUCAUGUAUUCCAGGCAGAAACAAGUCCUGCAGGGUGCAAAGCUGACAGCAAUGACAUUUGCAAAGCCAGAAGUAGAGAACAGCCGAUGGGCUUCAUUUUGUCCGCCUUGAACAAGCCUAUUCAGGAAAAGCUUGAGUGUCCCCUCAGAAAACAGCGGGAUGUCUGUUUCUUUACACAGCCGUUAAGUCUAACUUCUAAAGAUUUAUGAAAAGUUAGCCACUAGUGAGGAGCCUCACCAGUCUUGAAAGGAUGGAAAUACCAACUUUUUUCAAGAGCAAAAAUCCCUUCCCCCUUGAGUCUAGUCUGAAGGCCAGAGUUGACAGACACAGCUUGCCAUCUCGCAAGGCAAUGCUGUCUGCAAUGAGGGCAAAAAUGCCUUUCAUGUACCAGAGAGAUGUUUGUCAUGCUGAAGAGCACUAUGCAGAAUACCGGAAACAAUGCCUCCAGAAUGCAGCCAAGAACCUAUAUUUUUCUAAAGAAGCUGUUUACCACAGAGGGGCAAUGCUUCAGUCCUUUAAGGACUAUGACCCCAGGGGGUUGUAUGAUUUUUCCAGUGUCAUUCAGAGAAAAGAAAGUGAAAAUAUUGUUAUUAAGAAGCAAAGGCGACCAAGUAGGCUCAAACCUUUGAAGAAAUUACAGUCCCUGGUAAUGAAGCCAGACCCGCCUCCUCCCAAGGAAACCACCGCUGAUGUUCCUGUCUGCAUGGAAGAGCUUAUCUGGAAAGCCAAGGUAGAAAGCACACUUUCAGAGCCAAGUCUCCUGGUACCUAUUCCACCUCCUCCCCCUCCUCCUUCUUGUGAACCUCCAUACACACAGGCGUUCCUGACAGAACCUCAUGAGAUGUUAGCAGACUUGACAUUCAAGAGGUCAAAAGCAAGACCCCAGGGCACCACAGUCCAUGAGCCAGAUCAUGGGGACCUGAGGUGGGAAGGAACAAUGUUGGUGAAGUUAAACAAGGCUACAGCUCAAUUCAUUGUGAAUAAUCAGCCCACCUGGGGAGGCUGGGUUCAGGGUAAGCCACCGGGUUUCAAGAAGCAAAAAUAUAACUGGGAAAGCAUCAGGUACGUGCUUCCUGAUGAAAGUGAUGUGGAAUUACUGGAUCAGAUCCAGGCUGAGGAUACAGUAGUGAAAGGUCAGAUUCAAAUUCAAAUAGAUGAAGAGAAGAAACCGGAGACACCUCUCUCUGCUUAUUAUUACAGGGGGCCAUCUUUCCACAUGAGAGGGCGUGGUGUGGAAGAUUCAGUUGAUAUAAACAAAACUGCGGAUGAAAUAUCAAAGAAGGAUCUCAGACAUCUGGCACGUACUAAACUUCGAGAACGGCUGAGCGCCCGGGUUGGAAAGUACUCAUACACUACCCAGAAUGUGUUUGAACAAGAGCUCUAUUUUGGGUCAGCCAAAAUUGUCCAUCAAAAGACCAAGAAGGAUCUUAUUGUUAUGGAUAAUCAUUAUGAAUAUUAUAAACAGCUCCAGCAAUGCUACCCAAGACCUCCAGAGGUCUGGAGCUUCAUGCCACCCAAAAAGACAGUUCAUAGGGUGCAGAAGGGAGCCAUCCAUUGGGCAGCGCUUCCCUCUGUCAUUGAACACUUCACCAAAGGGAGCGAAACCGAAUCCCUUGAACCAACUAAGAGAGAGAGAAGAUAUUUGUACGGAAAGACUGAUCUGGAUGUGUCUGAGGAAAUCUGUAUCCGUAAGACUAUGCUGGAACAGUGGAAGGCUGCUUGGAAAUAUGGUCCACGAUGGCAUUCAGCAACUAUAGAAGGAUUAAUCAGAGACUUGGCAGAUGUGCACAUUCAAAAUCGUGUCAAUGCUAUACUUACCUGUGCAACUGCUGUGCUUGAGCGGCCCCACGAAGUCCACGAUGCAAGUGAUGAGUCAGUAAUAGGGAUAGAAACUGGUGGUAAGAAUUUAGAAGUUGAAGAUAUACCAAAGAAAAUACAGCCUUUGCUUAGAAAUACAUUGUUUGAUAAGGAUGCUCAUGUGAGAAUGGCUGCUGCGGUGGGCUUCUACGCCAUGGGGGAGUGGAAUCGAGUGGCACGGUCCAUCAUGACGGAUGCUCUGAUAAAUGGUAAUAGUACAGACAGUUGGACUGCAGCUCAAGCCCUGGCAAUGGAAGGCAAUAUAAGUUUCCAUGUAGUGAAAAGGAUCCUGACUCAAAUUUUUGAGCAACAGGAUGAUGCCACAGAAGACCAGGCUUGUCUUUUAUUAUCUCGACUCAGCCGACAAACAGGCUUGGUUCAUUGCUUACUGGCAUCCGAAUUGAACAGCUACCAAUGGAAGCACCGGGUUUUGGCCUGUAAAACAUUUUCACGUAUUCCUGGGAGCGUCAGCCAAGACCUAAAAAACAAAAUUGUCCAGCUCAUGUGGACAGAUUGGAAGUUUGAUGUACGCCAAGCAGCUGCCAAGGCUUUGGGGCAUUUGGAGCUUGGGAAAGAAGUCCAUGAUCAACUCAGGGAGAAGCUAAAAAGAGGAGAUGUCCGGAUGAGGGUGGAAGCUCUUUCAUUGAUUGGGUGGCUGAAACUCAUGACGGCCAGGCUGCUCCCUGGCUUCCUAAAGUGUUUCACUGACGACUUUGUAGCAGUUCGAAAAGAAGCCUGCUGGGCAGCUGGAGAACUUCAGAUUAAAGAAGAGAUGGUGCUCAGGUGCCUUUUUAAGAUAAUGCAGACUGACCCUCUCUGGAAAAUCAAGACUCUAGCUAUCAAAGCUCUGGGUCAGAUAGGAGAGGCAAGUCCUUACCUGAAAGAACUUCUCCUCUGGGCCCUUCAUUAUGAAGAAGAUCCCGGGGUGCGAAGGGAAGCCUGUCGUAGUCUCAUCACCCUCAAGAUGAAGGAUGAAACAGUUCGGGCUACUUUGCUGGAGAGAAUGAUUAUGGAGCCAAAUGAGAUGGUCAAAGAGGAAGUGAGCCGUGCUGUGAAGAUUUUCAAUUUUGAACAGGAAGAGGAACACGAAACGAUUCAGAUGAUCAAGAAUAAGGUUGCCACAUUAAGCCAAAAAGACUUGGUAAUUGAGAAAGUGCUCAAGAUUAAGGAGAUAACAAAGAACACGUGGCAGGAAGCCCACCGCAUCUAUCGAGAGAAGGGAGACAUCUUUGCGUACCGUUCAAUAAGGGACAUCUUCCUUGAUGUUGUUCAAGAUAUUUUCACUGAAAGCUUUCAAUGUCCAAGCAGGAAGUUCUCAGAGGUUUGGAUUGCUAUCUUAAAUAUACUACCUUGGUUGGGAAUCCCUCCAACCCCAUGGACACAAAGAGCCUUCUUAGAAGCACUGAAAAUACGCAAUGCUGAGAAGGCAGAAUGUGCUAAGAAACCAAAAGCACCCACAGAGAAGCGGAAAAAAUCCAGCGUCAAGAAAACAAAAACAAAAAAACCUGCUCAGAGUCCAUUUACUAGUCAGCCACUCAGCUGACUCUUCUACUGUGGGAAACAAGAUGCAGAGGGACAUUACUGUACAUCUCUGUCAUUCUCAAAUACUUCAGGACCUUCAUCUGAUUGACUAGCAGAAGUGCACUCUUGAAGAAAAUAAAUGGACCAGAGGGAUGGCUAGACAAAGUUACAACAAAUAUAUAUUUGUUAAUGGACUUCUAUGCUUUUUUAAGUUGUAGUAAUUUACUGGCUUUGAUUUUUUACACCUGUGCAACAGUAUUCUUCAAUUGAAUUAAAAGGUAAAAAGAA